AUGGUGGGAUGGGAAAAUGGUGGAACCAGGAAAAUGGAGAAAUGGGAAAAAUGGAGGCAUAAGGAAAAUGGCGGAAUAGGAAAAAUGGAGGAUCGGAAAAAUGGCAGGAACUGGGAAAAUGGCGGAACCAGAAAAAUGGCGGAACCAGGAAAAUGGGUGCCCUUGUCUUCCUACGUAGGUGCUUCAAAUAAGAAGUGGAGAUUUUCUACAUGGCCAGAAUGGAAUGAUGCAGAUAUCAAUGCAGAAAAAUGGGAUGCUGGAAAAGUCGGAAAAGAGAAAGAAAAAACUGGAAAAGGUCACAUUUCACGUGUCUUUGAGGAUCCUGAAGGAAAAAUAAGGUUGCCAGCAUCCUUAAAAGUGCAUUCAUGGAAACGUCCACAAGAGUUUUUGAGAAAUAAGAUUCCUGUUGUUGUCAAAAAUGAAACCUCAUUUGACCUUGUUUCAGCAAAUGAGCAUAUAUUUUCUAGUGAGCUGAUGAGAUGGAUUGUAAGUGAAAUUUAUGCUCUCUGGAGGAUAUAUAAUGAAAAGUCCUUAACUAGUGAAGCAGCUGCACGUUUUUGGAAACCAUGGGAACACAUUUAUGCCUUAUGUAAAGCUACCAAGGAACACAUGCCACUGUACAAUAGCUUUGGAAAAUAUGUAGUGAAACUUUAUUGGAUGGGAUGCUGGAGAAAGAUCAUUGUGGAUGACACUAUGCCUUUCAAUGAAGAGGAUAAUUUGUUACUGCCAGCUACAACUUGUGAUACUGAACUUUGGCCAAUGUUGCUGUCCAAAGCCAUCAUUAAGCUAGCAAAUACUUGUAUACAUGAAACUGGAAAAAGAGAGAUGGAGGAAUUUACAGUUCUACAUACACUGACUGGAUGGAUACCAGAAGUUACUCCUCUCCAGCCUGAAUACUUAGACGAAGUUCAGGACUUUUUGAAAGAGAUUGUGCCAGAAUUCAAGUUGCCAGGUAUGAAGACUCCAGAACCUGAUAUUACUCAGUCAGAUACAAAACCUGAAGAGGCCAAAGCCUCAGAGUUAAAAAAUGAAGUUUCAUCUGUAAAUAAGCAGCCAGAUACACCUGAGAAAGCAAAGACGGCUGAUAACAUUGAAUCUUCUGUGCCAACCCAGCCAGAAAUAGCCGUGUAUGCGGCCUGUGUACCACUACAUUUGUUUGAAGAGGAUAUUUUUGCCCUAACGCGGAUGACUGAUUCUUCGGAGAAGAUGAGGCAAUAUGGGCUUUCCCACAUAUUCAGCCAUCCUGUCCUGAUCACUAGAACUAGGUCCUGUCCUCUGGUAGCACCACCACAACCACCAACAGUUCCUCUUUGGAUGCUUUUCCGUCAGAAAAAGAAAACUGUUGUGACAUCUGAACCCCAAGAGCCUGUGGUAAAGAAACCUGAAGAAUAUGUGGAGAUUUCUAGCCCAUUUUUUAAUUACAAAUUGAAUCUCAUCACAAUACCUACAGUCAUCCGCGUUCCACGGUCUACCAUCAAAAAAGGAUUUCGUUCCAUAUCCUGUCUCACGUCUGUUACUGAAAGUGAUGAAAAUGAAAAUGACAGUAACGUGGAUAUGAAUCAAAAUAGGAGACACUCAAAUGCAGAAGAUUGUUCUCAGGAGACCACUCUCUUAUGCAAGCAAAAUGCAGAGACACCCAGUAAAGAAGAAUUACACGACAAUAUCAGUUUUGAUGCAAAACGAAUCUCAGAAAAAGCUGAUGCUAAAAUGAACAGCCAGACAGGGGAUAAAUCAAAGGAAGAAAUAGAGUCAGAAAAGACUCCUGUUUCCAGGGAAACCUGGAUUACCUUUGAAGACUUCUGUGUUUGUUUCCAGAACCUAUAUGUUUUCCACAAGCCAGACACAUAUGCCUAUAACUAUCAGAAGACAGAUUUUCAGUGUACUGAUGAACCAGUAUCCUAUUAUUUACUUGUGGACAGUCCAACGCCCAUUGACAUCCUGGUUAGCUUUUCUGCAUUAGUACAUUGGCAUGAUACUGGAGGUACUAAACAAGAAUGUGCUAGUGUUUCAGAGGGUGUGCUGAUUGUUGAACAUUUCUCUUGGAAAUGUGUGAAUCCUGAAGAAUUUCUGUUAAAGAUACACACAUCUGCAACCAAAGCUGCCACGUUAAAUCUUCCUGUUGGGCGACACAUAUUGCUCUUCACAGUAAGUUCUCCCAUAGGGCACCACAUUAGUCUGUGUACCAUGGUGCCAUGUGUCUUUGGAGAGGAGGAUGCUGUGAUACCUGCUCUUGAAAAGGAGAGCAAUCGGUUUACAGAACAGGCUACAGCUAUCCUGAAAGCUGUUGGAAAUGUGAUAAAUAAUUUCAGCAGUGAGCAUGAGCUUUCUAAAGCCUUGAAGGAAUUGGAACUAACUCAUUGUCCUCCUGGCCUGCACGAUACUGGAAUGGCUGAAGAACACUUCAAGGUUUUCAAUAGUGCAUUUUGGUAUUUGAUCAAACAUGUGCUGGGCACAAAGGCUUCUUAUGAGAGUAAAUUUGCCUUCAGGUCCUUCACUUUGGAUUUUAAAGACACUGAUAUUUCUGGGGAUGACACUGUGUUUUCAGAGAGCAGUGAGGACAAACCCCUUAGCAGCUGGCAGAACCGAACUCCUACAUCUGAAGAAGAAGCAGCUGCUCUCAAACUUCAAGCUGUUUGGAGAGGGACCUAUGUUAGGAAAGUACUGAAAAGCAGAGAACUAGGUACUAAAGAAAACACUUAUGUCAAAGAAACCUUGAAAAAAUUGUGGACUGCGAUUGAGUUAAAUUUUGAACAGUUUGCUGUAAUGUUGUUAAGAGAAAUGUUUAAAAGAAACUGUAAGUCAGUUGAAAUGUUUCCUUGUCAUGAAGACGAAUGGUGUAAGAUGUCUUUUGUUGACUAUGCUGUAACAUAUACUGAUCAGCCACCAAAUUCGUGGUUUGUGGUUUUUAGAGAAAUAUUAAUUGUUCCAGAAGACAUGCUUAUAGUGACAAAGGUGUAUACCACUAUCCCUGCCUGUAGACUUCAUAUUGUUGAUAAUGACACCCUGGAGGAAAUGCCACAUGUCUUUUUCAAAGAGGCACCUCAUGUUUAUCCCCAAAAUAAGAAAGGAUACACUUUUAUGGCUGAAGCACAUACUGGUGACCUACCUGUGGCAGCUGGAAGAUGGAAGCUCAGGUUCAUCAGUUCUCAUAGUCCACUUCCAUUGCUCUCUCGCGAGGCUGCAACAAAUGUCUUUUCCACUAAACAAUUUAAAGAAUAUUACAUACCCAAUGACAAGCAUGUAAUGUUCAGGUAUUUAGUAAAAGUCACAGCAUCACAUAUUGCUACAGUGCAGGUACAAACCUCUAAAUCAGAUGUAUUCAUUAAACUACAAGUCCUAGAUAAUGAGGAAGAAAUUGUGAGUGUCACUGGAAAGGGCCAUGCAGUCAUCUCUGCUUUUAAUUUCUUGAGUAAUAAAACAAUUUUGAGUUCCCAUGCAAGCAAAGCACAGGUUAUUCAAAGUAGUACAAAGAAGGAAUCGGAAACUGAACGAGUAAAAAAAAGAAGUCAUACUUCUUCAAAGGACAGCAAAGCUUCUUUCAAGCUAGGACUUGUACAAGAAGAUCCACCUGUAUUAGAAGAAGAACCUUUCCUCUUGGAAAACUUUCAAGAUAGUGUUGGCAGUUCACAACAAUCUCACAAAUAUAUCAUACAGGCAUUGGUGUUGUACAAUAGUUGGCCACUUACUGAGAGUCAGUUGCUGUUUGUUCAGGAACUGAAAGAAAUGGAGAAAAAUGAAAUCAAAGUACACAGGGGAAGGGAUGAGAAGCAUGGCUUUCCCCUGACAUUCAAUUCUUUUGAAGGACAAAUUUCUACAGAUAUUCCUAAAUCAACCAGAAAAGCAAAAGAUAAAUCCUCUGAGAAGACAAAAAAAGAGAAGUCCCAUAAAGAAAGAGCUCAAUCUGAAUCUCAGGUGAGAAAAAAGCCAAAAUUUCAGGAAGCAGUUUCAAGCAAACCAUGCUGGACUUUACGUCUGGUUAGUGAACAGAGUGAGGCAGAGUUUCUGGAGCUGAAGAAAGACACCCAGCGAGCAGAUGAGAUCAGAGCCAUGAAACAAGCAUGGGAGUCUGCAGAGCCAGGAAGAGCUGUCAAGGCUUUCCAGGAACGUGUGCGCUUUAUUAAUAAGCAUUCUGUGAGAGAUUCAGAGGAGCCCACAGCUGGGACUGCCCAUUUAACCCCUGGCUCAGGAAAAAGAGGAAAGAAAGCAUCACAAGCAGCUAUUGACUCAAGAUUACAAAUGCAGCAAAAAAAAUGGGAGCCUAUAGACCUUAGCCCUUACAUGAGAAAAACAAUGUCUGAGUCUGUGCUGAGAAAUGAGUCUCUCAUUCAACAGCAACAGAUACGUAAAGAGGAAAAAAUCAACAGUUUUAGGGAACAUCGAAAGCUGGAUUUGGAACAGAGAGAAAAAGAGCAAAAUGACAGAGCUUUAUUGAAGCAAAAUAUUAUUGAAAUGUAUGAGAAUCUGCAGGCAUCCUUAGAUGAAAGCCGACGCAGAGUCCACAGCAUUCGGGAAGAAUACAGAAGUAAGCUGCUAGAGGCUGAGCGCAGGAAACAAGAAGAACUGGCAGCUCAGGAAGCAUCCCUACAAGCAGAGGAAAAGAAGAAAAAAGCAGAGGAAAAAAAAAAAAACCAUAGCAAAGGUUUAGGGAAAAAAAAGUAG
This is a messenger RNA of Acanthisitta chloris (rifleman), 4659 nucleotides long. RefSeq names its product androglobin (gene ADGB). Gene Ontology annotation, biological process: proteolysis. NCBI's taxonomy places the organism in Eukaryota, Metazoa, Chordata, Aves, Passeriformes, Acanthisittidae. The transcript has 34 exons. Gene Ontology annotation, molecular function: oxygen binding; calcium-dependent cysteine-type endopeptidase activity; protein binding. Bases 1 to 4659 code for a protein of 1552 amino acids. The record is from RefSeq and is a predicted model, not a curated record.